Molecule: messenger RNA, 1262 nt
Organism: Glycine soja
Lineage: Eukaryota; Viridiplantae; Streptophyta; Magnoliopsida; Fabales; Fabaceae
Product: B-box zinc finger protein 21-like
Exons: 3
Coding region: 161-742 (193 amino acids)
Biological process (GO): regulation of DNA-templated transcription; photomorphogenesis
Cellular component (GO): nucleus
Molecular function (GO): zinc ion binding
Source: RefSeq, a predicted model, not a curated record
ACCCCCCACUUGAUAUUUAAUCUUUUUGUAAGAACGUGAAACAUGACACCCUAACUCGCGUUGCUUGCUUGAGUGAUUUGACUCGUGUCGAGUGUAUUGUAUUUAGUUUAAGCGUGGCUGAUCGAGUGAGUAUCAGAAUCAAUUCAAUUUUGAGCUAGUCAUGAAGAUCCACUGCGACGUGUGUAACAAGCACCAGGCCUCUUUCUUCUGCACCGCCGACGAAGCUGCCCUAUGCGACGGCUGCGACCACCGCGUCCACCACGCCAACAAGCUCGCCUCCAAACACCAACGCUUCUCCCUCACCCACCCCUCUGCGAAACAUUUUCCCCUCUGCGAUGUUUGCCAGGAGAGAAGAGCCUUCGUGUUUUGUCAGCAAGAUAGAGCGAUUCUGUGCAAAGAGUGUGACGUGCCCAUUCAUUCUGCCAACGACCUCACCAAGAACCAUAGCAGGUUUCUUCUCACUGGGAUUAAGUUCUCUGCUUCUGCCACGCCUUAUGAUUAUUCAUCACCACCACCACCACCACCACCACCACCCAAGAGAAACCCUGUUCUCGAUUCUCCUUCAACACCGUCACCGCCUAAGCCUGGGGGAAACUCGCUAACAAACGAAGAAGAACCUGGUUUCACAGGUAGCAGCAUUUCAGAGUACUUGAUAAACUCUAUCCCAGGCAUGAAGUUCGAAGAUUUCCUCGAUUCACAUUCUCUUCCCUUUGCUUGCUCCAAGCAAUUGAUCAUAGUUUAAUUGGAUCUGAGAAUUGAGAUUAAUACGUUGACGAUGAAUUACAGAAUAGUGAUGACAUGUUGUCGCUGUUUGGUGAGGGAAACAUGGUUUCUUUCUCACCCGGUGGGUUCUGGGUUCCUCAAGCACCACCAUCUUCAGUACAAAUGGAUCGGCAGAGUGGGUACAGAGAGACAAGGGAAGGUAGCAUUAGAUCAAGUUUUGGAGAUGAUAAUUUCAUAGUUCCACAGAUGAGUCCUCCCAGCAAUGUGUCUAAUAAGAGAUCCAGGCUUCUCUGGUAAAACAGAUAUAGCUAGUUACAACUAGCUAACCACCUUAUGUGGCUUUGUGUGACUUAAAUUUCACUCUCCCCUCUUAUUUUGUAUUUUUUAUGUGGUAUUGUUUUAAUUUUUGUUUGUUCGUUUGUUUUUGGUCCCUCUCCCUUCCUGAACUACACUACUCUUCUAGCUACUUUCUCUCUUGAUAAGUUGGUGUAUCUCUUCCAAAUUGUAAAUAUGAACGUUUUAAGAGCUCUCUGGGUUGA